Molecule: messenger RNA, 790 nt
Organism: Saprolegnia diclina VS20
Lineage: Eukaryota; Oomycota; Saprolegniomycetes; Saprolegniales; Saprolegniaceae
Exons: 1
Coding region: 8-649 (213 amino acids)
Molecular function (GO): phosphatidylinositol binding
Source: RefSeq, a predicted model, not a curated record
CAACGCCAUGCGCACUCGAGUAAUUGCCAAGCGUCCGCACAACCAUCGAUCAAUGCUGCAGCCCUCGGUCUACGAGAUGAAGACGUCUAUUUCGCAUGUGGCGACGGCGCCCGAGCACCACGCCCAGUACGUCGUGCGCGUCGCCGAUCCACGCACCGAGACCACUGCGUGGUUCCUCUACAAGCGCUACUCGGAGUUCCGCGGCCUCCGCGACGCGCUCUCGCAGUUGCACUUGUGUCCGCACUGCGAUCGCGCGACGCAAGCCAUCACCAAGCAGUUCCCGCGCCGCCACCUUUUUUCAUCCACGUCCGAGCGCGUGCUCGAAGAUCGCAAGGUGCGCCUGCACCACUUUCUCGAGGCCUUGGCCGUGGCCGCCGGGCGGUGCGUUGACGCCGCAUGUGUCCUCCGCGGGCAGUGGCAAAGCUUCCUCGACGUACCCGACCUCAAGCAGCACAAAGGCGCGCGCAUCUCUGCGGCCGCCGUCGCCCCGACAUCGCUGCUCGAGUUUAGCAGUCGGAAGGACCGCCAUGGCCGCCUCGUGCUCUAUCGCGCGAGUGAGGCGAAGCGGCUCUCGGGCGAGCGCCCCGUGUCGCCUGUGCCGUCCAGCGCCAGCGACGUGUGCAUCGUGCGACCGCGAAUGCUCGUUUAGAGCGCGCAACGUCGCCAACUAGAAGUAGUCGACGACGGUCGACGGGCGCUGGCCGGUGGAAGUCAGCGUCGCGGACCGUCCUAUAAGUUAAGACAUUGUGUCAAGCGAUAAGCAAUCCAUCGUAGUUGCGUGCAUAUGCCA